Molecule: messenger RNA, 6829 nt
Organism: Biomphalaria glabrata
Lineage: Eukaryota; Metazoa; Mollusca; Gastropoda; Planorbidae
Product: mucosa-associated lymphoid tissue lymphoma translocation protein 1-like
Exons: 14
Coding region: 2055-4094 (679 amino acids)
Biological process (GO): proteolysis
Molecular function (GO): cysteine-type endopeptidase activity
Source: RefSeq, a predicted model, not a curated record
AUAUAUAUAUAUAUAUUAGAUUCAUCUACUAGAUCUAUAGAGCGGCGUAGCAUCUAUGGCGUGAAGUGGUUUAUUGCGUAGGUUCAUGACUCAUAUCAGUUGGGGCCCACAUUUACAUUAGAGCCCUUGCCCUUGGAGAUGACACCAAAGUGAAAAAAAAAUUGCACUUCGUAAAAUUCAAAAUGUACUAAUACUGUUAACUCAAAUUACUUCUUGCUCCUCAAAGGAAACUACAAUUUGCAGCAUUUAGUUGGAAAUUAGAAACAUUCAUUACUAUUGUUCUGCUUAUUGUUGACUACAAAAUUGUAAGCAAUCAACGUUGUGUCAAAAACGUUGGAAAAUGAGAAGCAAGAUCUAUAUAGAGCAGAAAGUUAAGUGCAGAAGAUAAAGAAUGAAGUUUAUAUUUAAGUUUACAAGUGGUUUGAGAAAUGACUUUAAGAAUGUAAAAAAUAAGGCUGCUGAGGUGUUGAUCCUGUUUUAGCUUUACAUGAAUUGGGGAAAGUUAAAAUGUAAUUGUUUCAUAAUUACUUGACAGGUUUCAUAGGUGUAAAUUUUUGUCAACAUGUUUGAGCCAUUAAUGCUUAGGAGUGCAAACGACAAAGAGUUAUAUCAUGCCACCAUUUUUCUAGUCUUAUCAGACCCAAAUGAUUUUGCCAUACCAUAAAGACAUAUUAAGUCUCAGUACAAUAUUUAGCUUUUUUUUAACCAUAGACAGCUACAUUUUAUCAUCAUGUUUUCCAAGCAUUGUCUUGCACAUGCAUGUUAUUUCUUACUUUGUCAGCCACUGAUUGUUCAGCAGAGCGGUCAUUCUUCGGAUUUCCAAUGAUAAAAAAUAUUUAAGAACUAGUUGACCCACGGCGUAGCAUACGCCGCUAUUUAGUGACAGGUGAACACUUACUGAAAGACACAGCUGGUCAAAUGGGGUGGGUUUGGGCAAACAACUGUGAGUGAAUGAAAAGAAGGAACUCUGGAGAGAGCAACAUACAAUAGUCCAUGACUGAAAACAGGUUUUGGAAGAUACAAUCAUAUCUUUUUGAACCUUUGGCCUUGGGGUUUAUCUAACGAAUUUUCUGCGCGUAAAGGUAAAUGGCAAAUUUGAAUAUGAUGGAGUCAGGAAUAUCCAGGGAAUAAACACAGUUUGUGAGGUAGCAACUGCGAUAGUUUAACACUCUUAGGACUCUAGUACGUUGUGGUGAAUGGAACCACUAAACAGCAGGGAUAUGGAGAGACGUUGACCCAGAUUGUAAACUCGAGAAGGGUCAUGCGGACGUUAUCUGAAUACUGAUAGUAUUGGAAGUGUUUGAGACAUCACCACAAUUUCAGCCUCGCCACCAUAAAGUAUUCAUGUAGGCAGUGUAUUGUCGAGUAGAGUGUAUGACUGAGCUUUUGUGAGUAAGAACAACUGACAGGGCGUUGCCAUAGUUAUCCCAAUGUUCGAAAACAAAGCUUACAGCCAUCUUGCAAAGUUCGAGAGCAACAGUUUCGUCGAUGAUAUUUUUCCAGAAAUAUGUGACUGAUAGAAAUAAACAGUUACCUGAUGCAGGAAUCUCGAAAGACCUGUUGACCCCACGAAAUAUAUGUGAAGCAGUGGCCAUGGUUAGGAAACGAAUGGCUAUAUGAAGGGGCAAAAUCAAAAUAAAGCUACAGAAAAAAACAUGCAACUAUUUUAAUGACACCAGAUAUUGAUGUGUGUAUAAAAUACACACAUAAAUGUAGUCAAAUAUAGAAUGUAAAGAGAAAGAUUACUUGUUAAUGUUUACUUUAUCCAACAGUAUUGAUAUUUUAUUUUUUUAAUUUAAAAUUUCAUGUAAUUAGGUAGUUUUUAAUUAGUCAUAUUAUUCUUUACUGUUUUAGCCACAUCUGGAUCAUGCCCAUAUGGUAUGAUUGUUAAUGUUUUUGCAUGAAAACACUAACAUUCUGGAGUGAAUGAUUAGAUGUACACAUGUUUUUGUCUCACAUGUAGUCAUCUAUUUUUAGAAACAUCUGUACAUUUAUAAGAUUAGAAAAAUUUUUUUUUUGAUUUCAGGAUUGAGGAAUAGUAAAAGAAAAACAAAAUGGAUAUGGCUUCACUUUGGAACAAAACAUUAUCAGAUUUACCAACAGAUUUAUUUCUCAGACUUCGUGAUUACCUUGAUGUUAGUUAUUCACAUAAUCAAGGAUGGAGGGCCAUUGUUGCUAAUCUCAAUGGAAGAUAUGUCUUGAGUAGUACGGAAGAUUUUGAGCGCAGGGAGAGUCCAACUACAGCUCUUUUAACUAAACUUCGCAGUCUGGCUCCUGUGACCAUUGUUCAUAAUCCUCUAAGUGAGAUCAGUGCAGUAGAAGGAGAGACAGUGGAAAUAUCAAUAGAAGCUAAAGGUUUCCCACCACCACAGUAUCAAUGGUACAAAGAUAACAUGAAGCUGGAAAUGGCCACAGAAAAUGUUUUGAGGAUAUAUAACUUUAACAUCAAGGAUGAAGGUGAAUAUAAGUGUGCUGCCUACAAUGAUGAAGACAUUUUGAAACACAUUUUCUCAACAAGUUGUAAAGUUUAUGUUGAGCCAGUUCAACCAGUUCCACCUUUGGAAAUCAAAGAACAUCCACGACCUUGUUUUGUUUUUACUGGUGGUACUGCUGUAUUUAAAUGUGAAGUCUGGAGUUCUGCUCAGUUGUCAUAUCAGUGGUACAAGGAUGAACAAAAACUUCAAGAUGGACUUUGUGUUCAAGGCUCUAGUACAGAGGAAUUACGAAUCAAAACUAAUGAAAUGGAUUCCUUGCAAUGGGAAGGAAAUUACUUUUGUCAAAUCUCACUGUUACAUCCAUGUAUUAAUUAUCCCUAUGAAUAUGUAUUUACACAAGCUGCUGCUCUGAAGGUUCAACCUAAACCAAACCCUAGUGUUCAAUCAAACAAAUUUACUUACAAUGCUACUGAUAAAGUUGCUCUUUUAAUUGGUUGCUAUGAUUACCGAAGUGAUCGUCUGUUGUCUGCUCCAGGUUAUGAUGUUCAAACACUGUCAAGCAUUUUUCAGUCAAUGAAUUUUAAGGUUGUAUCUUUAUUAAAUUUAACAAAAUCAGAAUUGUUGGCAGCUGUUGAUGAAUUCAGCAAGUUGGUUUGGAAAGGAGUUUACUGUGUCUUCUAUUUUUGUGGACAUGGAUAUGAAGUUUCCAAUCAGUGUUUCCUUGUUCCAGUGGAUGCUCCAUUCAUGUAUCAACAUCCCGAAUGUGUUGCUGCUAACUCAAUCUUUGAUUGUUUGUUAAAAAGAGAUCCACAGAUCUGCUGUAUGAUUUUAGAUAUUUGUAGAAAACCUUAUAUCGGGCAACCACCAGAAGUGCCAUUAAGUCAACAAACAUAUGAAAAGGGCAAUGCUAUAGUUUGUUAUGGCACGUCACAUGGUUUAGCUGCUUAUGAAAGUAAAAAUUAUGGAAUUCUAGUCAAGCAUUUGAAAAAUAUUGUAGGGCAGCCUCUAGAUAUUGAAAGUGUCUUUAGAAAACUUCGUGAAGCAAUCAAUGAGGACCCCAUGUUAAACAACAAUGGUAGUAAACAAGCAUAUAAGCAGAUUCCAGAAGUAAGAACCAACUUAUUAGAACCCAAACGUUCCUUCACUGAUCCUAUUGACAUCAAAGGGAAUACAGAGAUUUAUCAUGAUAAGACAACCAUUUGGGAAUUAGCUCACAGGAAACCAGAUUCCUUUUAUUUUGAUGUAAAAUUUGACAAUUUCAUUGUGAAAGUGAAGCUUGAUUUCCAGCAGGAAUUUUCUAAUGUUCUUAAAAUUUAUACAUCAAUUCUUGAUCCUGGACCAACACAGUCUUGUGUCGCAUAUGUUAGUGGUGUACCAGCUGAUGUUGCUGAGAAGGCCAAAGUCAGAACUAUUUCAACAGGACUUGACAAUAGAUUGAAGAAAAAUUUUGUUGUCAUACAUAACAUCCAACGCCUGAAGAAACCUAUGAAAAUCAAUGUGACAAUCAGUUGUAAAGUGCCAGACUGUAAAAAAACUAUAGAGUCCAUUGAUUUAGGACUUCCUUUGAUUGCCAGAUUGAACUUAUGGAAAGAAAGGCCAGAUUUGUUAUCUCAAAGAUUCGCUGAAGAAGUUGCUGAAAAUGAUGAUUCCAUCCUUUAAUUUGAAAGUAAUUUGAUUGUUGAAGUGUUUUUUAUAUUACUCCUCAUUACAUAAGUAUAAGAUACUUGUAUAUUCUAAAUAUAAGAUACUUGCCUAUUCUAAAUAUUUUGUUAAAUAGGAUCUUCUAUUCUUACUUUUCAUAUUUCUUACAAUUGAGCUCAAAAGUUUUUCAAGUACCGGUACUUCUUUCUAUUUGCUCUACAUUCAGAGCUAGAACAUUGCACUUGUCUGUGUGAUGUGAUCUUGAGUAUAUUAUCAUCCUUUGACUUGCCUGUACUUGUCUGAGCAUUACAGUUUGAUGGCAUUGAACUGUGUGACUCUAUUGAAGAGUUGCUGAUACCAUUAGAUGCUGUUUACUGUCCAUUACAUUUUUUAGAUUUUGAUGUCUAAGUUGGAAAAUUAGGGAUUAAUUAGGGCUUUGGGCUUGUGCAUAUAGUUAACUAAAAUGUUUACUAUUUUAUUACAUUGAUUAACAAGUGCUAGUUACCACAUAUAAAUGUCACAUAUAUUGUUUUAAUCAUGUUUUGGACAAAUAUUUAAUGUUAUCCAGAAAAAAAAAAUGUGGAAAAAAAAACAGAUGGUACGGCACACAAACAUUUUCCAAGACAGUAUUCAGCAUUCUUAUUGGCACUAUGGAGACAUUUUGAUUUCAAAAAAUGAGUUUUCAAUGAAUUAUCAACAACCCAAUAUUUUUAUAUUCAAAUAUUUGUAUCUGUGGAUUUUGUCAUAUCUUCUGUUUUGCUUGCUUUUUGUUUAGUGUGGUUAAUCUGUUAGGCCAGCCGUUUAGAUAACAAAAAUCUAGAUAAGUUAAUAGUUAAGAUCUUGUAAUGUUCUAAUGCAACUGCUACUUUAUCUUUUCUGAAAGUAAAACAUUUUUAAAUUAAAUAUGCAAGCAAUACACCAUUUUUAUAACUCUUCUUCAUGAAUAGUAAACAAAACAACAGGGAUUAUAUAUUAAUAAGGGAGCAGAUUUUUUGGGUAUAUUUUUAAAACAUUAAUGCAAAUGGUUUUGUUCUUUAUAAAAUAACGUUAUAAAAAUAUUUUAUAUAAAUUUAAAUAAAGUGUUUAUUUUUGUUUUAAUAGAGAAAGAAUGCUUUUAGAUUUAGAAUGUCUUUGGUAUAUUAUACUAUUGUAAUAUAUAGUGCCACUCUGCAAAAGUAAAUAUCAAUGUAAUAGUUACAGAUAAUUAUUCAAUAAUAUCAGGUAGGCCAGGUUCACACUGAAUGAAUAUUAACAAUGUAAUAAUAAUAACAUUAAUAUCUCUGUGCCAUAAUAAUAAUUUAAUUUAUAGAUUGCUGUUAACAAAUAAAAUGUAGGUUCAAGGCACUGUCAUAACAUUACACAUAAACACCAGAGCUAAAAUGAGAAAUUAAUCUAAAAAAGUUUUAAAAAGAUAGUGUGUAUUAUGUCAUCAGUAGGCCUAACAAUACAAUCGUGGAAACAAUUUCAUUAUACAUGCACACAUCUCGGCUCUUCUUUCUGUAUUGGCAGAGAUAAGAUUGUUAAAAGAUUGUUGUAGUUGAUUGUUUGCAGUACAUAGCUUCUGCUAUAUUCAUGCCUUUUUACCUGAAUUGUCCACUUCGCAGAUGAUUCUGAAUUUUGUGUUUCCACACAAACUAUCUCUGUAACCUUAUUUAUUCAUGUGAUAGAUAGGAAUGAUAAUUUUAUCUAAGUUUUCUGUGAUUUACCUAUUUUCUCAUUAGUAAGCUGUUAUGUAUUUAUUCAUUAUAAACUGCUUAAGGAAAGAGUUAUAGCUAUAAGGUUAAUAUUGUGAUUCCUUUUUAAAGGCAUAACAACUGAAGUUGAAAUAACUGCCAGGGAUUCCUCAAUCUCAAUUUUAAACCCAGUAAUAUCCUCCCUCUUAGUUUUCCUUUUGAAAUGAAUGUUUCCAUGAUUCAAGGAAUAAUGUAGAGAAACAGAGAAAAGGGCUAAUAGAAGUUCACUGAAAGAAAUGAGUAUUUCAAUAAGGAAAAGAUGAGAAGAGAUUUUAAUAUAAAUAGCUCAACUAAGCAUGCUAAGAAUACUUAUAUUAAUAAUAAUAAUAAUAAUAAUCUUUAUUGUCCAUAUGGAAAUUUGUCUUACAAAGAAACCCAAGUGUACAUUCACACCAGACUCACUCAUAAUUUACAUGUGACAAAGUUCUUAUUUAAUGAUUUGAUUGCCAGGGGAACAAAAGAGUGUUUGUGUCUGUUUGUCUUUGCUAUCGGUGUCUUGUAUCUCUUUUGUGAUGGUAAAAUCACAAAAUCCCGACACAAAGGGUGAUUCUUUAUUUCGAGGAUCUUGUUAGCUUUUUUAUAGAUGUUUGUAUCAAACAAUGGCCCAAAUGGGGUUUGUUUUUUACCAAUGAUUUUACCAGCAGCAUUUAGGAUUCUAUGAAGUUUAUUUUUAUUUUUAAUGCUCAGAUUGCCAUACCAGGCAGUGAUAUUGAAACUUAAAAUAUUGCAGAUAUGAGCGUGAUAAAAGAUAGCCAAGGCCUUUUCGCUAACAUUAAACGAGGACAGUUUUCUUAGUAAUCGUAAUCUUUGCUGCCCUUUUUUGCUGAUAUAAUCAGUAUUUGAAGUAAAAUUUAGUUUAUUGUCUAGGAUAGUACCAAGGUAUUUAAAGGUUUGCACAAUUUCAAUAGUCUCUCCAGCUACAGAAACAAUAUCAUUUUCCUUCUUUUCCCUACGAAAAUCGAUUAUCAUUUCUUUGGGGUUUUUUUUUACAUUUAAUAAUAAAAAAUUAUCUUUACAGUA